GAAGCAGGAAUCAACUCCUCAGAUAUCAAAAGACUUCAGGAGAGUGGAUACACCACUGUUCAAUCCGUCGUUUUUUCGCCAAGGAAGGCUCUGUUGGCCAUCAAGGGAAUUUCUGAGAUGAAAUUGGAUAAAAUUCAUGCUGAAGGCAAGUUAAUAUAUUUCAUGGUUCCUACGAUGAUGGGUUUUGAAACGGCAGCUUGCAUUAAAGAAAGAAGAAGUGAUUAUAUUUAUUUAACGACGGGAUGCACUGAGUUAAAUAAUCUUCUUGGAGGUGGCAUUGAGUCUGGAGCAAUUACGGAACUUUUUGGUGAAUUUAGAACCGGAAAAAGUCAGUUAUGCCACACGCUUGCAGUGACGUGUCAACUUCCUGUGGAACAAGGAGGUGCUGAAAGUAGAUGCAUCUACAUAGAUACUGAAGGCACAUUUCGUCCAGAACGAUUGGUCACUAUUGCUCAAAGGUUUGGGAUGGAUGCCAACGAAGUUCUAGAUAAUGUAGCCGUCGCUAGAGCCUAUAAUACAGACCACCAAAUGAAUCUAUUAAUACAAGCUGCCGCAAUGAUGACCGAAGCAAGGUUUGGGCUUCUCGUUGUCGAUAGUGUCACAGCCUUAUAUCGAACGGAUUAUUCAGGUCGAGGUGAACUUGCGGCGCGUCAAAAUCAUCUGGCAAAAUUUAUGCGCGGUUUAAUGCGUUUAGCUGAUGAGUUUGGUAUUGCAGUAGUCAUUACGAACCAAGUUGUGGCAACAGUCGACGGAGGAAAUUUGAUGUUCGCUGGAGCUUCAGAUAAAAAGCCAAUUGGUGGCAAUAUUAUAGCUCACAUGUCAACAACGAGGUUAUACCUUCGUAAAGGCAAAGGUGAAAACAGAAUCUGCAAAAUUUAUGAUUCCCCAUGUCUUCCCGAAGGGGAGGCUGAAUUUUCUAUCGGAAGUGGUGGCAUAGAAGACGCUAAGGAGUGA
Messenger RNA from Acaulospora morrowiae, 954 nucleotides. The record is from the annotation of a GenBank genome assembly. Lineage: Eukaryota; Fungi; Glomeromycota; Glomeromycetes; Diversisporales; Acaulosporaceae.